Messenger RNA from Cyprinus carpio (common carp), 2483 nucleotides. RefSeq names its product alpha-ketoglutarate-dependent dioxygenase FTO-like. NCBI's taxonomy places the organism in Eukaryota, Metazoa, Chordata, Actinopteri, Cypriniformes, Cyprinidae. Gene Ontology annotation, biological process: RNA repair; DNA alkylation repair; regulation of multicellular organism growth. The record is from RefSeq and is a predicted model, not a curated record. Gene Ontology annotation, molecular function: mRNA N6-methyladenosine dioxygenase activity; ferrous iron binding; broad specificity oxidative DNA demethylase activity.
GUUUCAUAUAAUAUCAUAAACACGGCAAAGAUUAUAUUUAAAUGCUCUCAAUGAAAGUUUACACGCCAACGGCACAAUCUAAAGACUACAUCACCCAGCUCUGCGCGCUAUGAAACCGAGGCAGCGUAAACAGUACUUCAGGAACAUGAAAAGAUCGGAUGACAGUGAGAGGGAAAAGAGGAGAAAGAGACGGAGGCUUAUACAGGAACUGGGAGAGCAGAGGAUUCCCUACCUUUCUCCUGCAGACCCAGGAUUUCAGGAAUUGUGGGACUCCAGUUAUGCAGGACUGGCUUUACGACAGUCUAGUGCCCUGCCAGAUGGUCUCCAUGAGAGAGUGCAGUCUGCUUUGAUAACUCUUCAGCGGCGUGGAUGUCUCCUCCGAGAUCUUGUCCGAGUACGAGACCGGGACGUCUUCACAGCCGUUUCACGUGCUCUCGUGGGUCAGCCGGGCUACACAUACCGUUAUCUGGACACCCGUCUGUUCACCAUCCCUUGGCACUGUGAGGGAGAAGAAGGCCAGAAAGACGAGAAAGAGAAACCUUGCUGUGACUCCGACCUGAGGGACGCUUGCAAAGCAUUGUGGGAGCUCAAUCAGUUCUUUUGCUCAGAUGUAAAGCAGCAGACAAAUGCAAGAGGCGUCAAGCGUUCCCGCAGUGACACUGAAAACAGUGAAGACACACCAGGAGAGGGGAUGUGCGAAGAGAGUGUUAAGGACAGGCUACUUGAGGAGAAGCAGGAGAAAGAGAAGAAGGAGGAAGAGGAAGAAGACAGCGGUCAGGGCUGCUCUCAUUCCUCACCUCCUUCAUCCACUCCGCCGCCUGAUGUGGCCGGUCUAGUUCAGUUUAACAUUACUAUCAUCAACUACAUGGACCCCUCAGCCAUGACCCAGCUGAAGGAAGAGCCCUAUUAUGGCAUGGGCAAGAUGGCAGUCGGCUGGCAUCAUGACGAGGACCUGGUUCCUCUGUCACCAGUUGCUGUCUACAGCUAUAGCUGCCCAGCAGAGCCAAAGAAAGAAGAGGUGACUGAAAAGGAUGUGGAGGGACAGAGUAAAGAAAAAGUCAAAGAAAAAGAAACAGAGACAGAAGGUGAAGGAGAAGGAACAAGUAAAGAAGAACUGAAGGAAGAAAGAGAAGGAUUGGAAAAGGAGGAAGUGCAGAAAGAGAAGGCUUGUUGGCGUGUUGGACUGAAGGUGGCCUGGGACAUCCACACACCAGGUCUGGCUUUGCCUCUACAGUCUGGAGACUGCUACUAUAUGACAGCUGAUCUGAAUCGGACACAUCAGCACUGUGUACUGGCUGGUGAGACGGCUAGAUUUAGCUCCACUCACAGAGUCGUACAGUGUUGUACAGGAACGCUGGACUACAUAAAGAAACGCUGCUCAGAGGCCUUGGAGAAUUUACACACCGACCCUGAGAAGAACACCAAGAGCCUGAAGUCCCUGCUCCCCUCCGCUCUCCAGCGCAUUGAGGACAUCCACAGCGAGGUGGAGUUUGAAUGGCUGAGGCAAUACUGGUUCCAGGGCCGACGUUACGCUCGAUUCUGCAGCUGGUGGACUAAACCCAUGGAACAGAUGGAGAAAGACUGGAAGGAAAUGGAGCGAAUGACUCAGCUGCUGCUGGAUGUGGUGGAGGACGAGAACACAGCACAGGAGAACAGAAGAGAGAUGGCAGACGUUUUACUGAAUGCCCUGACGGACAGACAGCAGCACAGACAGAGAUGGAGGGACAGGUACAAGCUGGCAUUGAUGGAGGGCCCAACCAGUGGGGAUAGCUUCUGUGAGGAACAGACAGUAAAUACAUCUCCGCCGUUUAUUUCCCUUUGUGUUGUUGUUCUUCUAAGUCAAAUUCAACAAAGUGUUACAAUAAAGAAAGAUUUUCAUGAGGUGAGAAGUACAGAAAACCAACAGAACAUGUAAAAACUUGGAAACUUUUUUUUUUACACAUCAAUGAAUAAAGCAGUAGGAUUGGCUCACAUAUGUAUGUGUAAAUUAUUAUUUUAUUUAUCCAUUCCUUUGUUCACUUAUUUAUUUUGUUCACUUAUUUUAUUAAUUCAUGUAUGUUUUCUUUAAUUUAUUAAUUCAUUGAUUUUACAAUAAAAUUUUGUAUUGUUUGGAAAAAAAAAAUUCUUUAUUUCUUUAUUAUAAAAGUCAGAAAAUUCUGUUUUCAUAAGCUGCAUUCAAAGCUGUAAUGCAUUUGCACACCUGUUAACACAAUCUUUAUUAAUGCAUCAAAUUAGUAUAUUGCUUGGCAACAGUAAACAAUGUGUCAUUAGGAUAAUGAACUAUUGUGGGUGGACUGAUUGUUUAUUCUAAUUAUGAUAAAUAUUUUGUUUAUACUAUUGUUUAUAUACUGUACACGUUGCUUGUAUAUAUAUAUAUAUAUAAAGCAACUGAUUAUGUUAUGUAUAUUUAUUCAUGUAUUGCCAUUGAGACAUUUUGUCCACUUUGUGUUUGGAAGCAUUAUAUUAAAUUGACUGCACAAAAA